AUGGGUUAUGAGUUUGUGGAAAUUUCAAGGUCUUCAUCUUAUUCUAGGAGGAGAAGGAUCCAAUUCUAUUGUGGACUGGAUUCACCACUUGCUACUGCGUGGACAUCUGAGAAUCCAGGUAGGAGGUUCUAUGGCUGUGGGUUAUUCAAGUUACAAGGGAUUAAAGGUUGUUUUUUUUAUUGGUACAAUGACAAGAUUCCGGAACGGUCAAAGGAAGUGGUUAACUCGUUUUUGAAGAAGGUUAAUAAGUUGAAGAAGAAAGAUAGUUUGACAAAGAAGAGUGAUGAUGACAUGAAGAAGAAGAACAAGUUGUUGAUUCUAUCUUGGUUUUUUAUCAUCAUGUUGAUCACAAAAGGAUUUGUUUAA
Molecule: messenger RNA, 366 nt
Organism: Lathyrus sativus (Indian pea)
Lineage: Eukaryota; Viridiplantae; Streptophyta; Magnoliopsida; Fabales; Fabaceae
Source: the annotation of a GenBank genome assembly